Penicillium egyptiacum is the source of this 1701-nucleotide messenger RNA. Lineage: Eukaryota; Fungi; Ascomycota; Eurotiomycetes; Eurotiales; Aspergillaceae. The record is from the annotation of a GenBank genome assembly.
AUGGCAGGCUGUUCAAGCAUGAGAGAUUUCGGGGAUCAAGCCUACGCCAAUCGAGAUGACAUCCCACUGAAAGAGACUGGAACCGAGAGUGAUGAUGAAGAAAAGCAAGUUUAUCCACCGAGCUCAAAGCUUGCUCCGAUUUUGAUAGGACUUUGCUUUCAAUCUUUUUGUAUCGCCUUGGUAAGCUUCAAGUUAUUGUUACAAUUUCAUAAGCUAAUGUGCACAACUUACCAGGACAACACGAUCCUCUCAACCGCUGUUCCCAAGAUUACCGAACAAUUUAACUCACUAAGCGACUUAUCGUGGUAUGCCAGUGCUUAUCUCCUAACGACAUGUGCCGUCACCCUACCAUUUGGCAAGAUAUACACGUAUUAUUCGACGAAGUGGACAUAUAUUAUUGCUCUCGGCUUGUUUGAACUUGGGUCUCUAAUAUGUGCAGUGACACCGACAUCCAAGGGAUUGAUUCUUGGGCGAGCAAUUGCUGGUGUCGGAUCUGGAGGAUUGUCGCCGGGUGCUCUACUCGUGCUCGCGAAUAGUGUGCCCCUUCACAGACGUGCCCUCUAUUUCGGGAUCAUCGGUAGCACUAGUGGAAUUGCGACGAUCACAGGACCAUUGCUAGGGGGACUCUUAACUGAUCAUGUCAGCUGGAGAUGGUGCUUUUGGAUAAAUCUACCUUUUGGUGUCCUCACUGGCCUAGUCAUUUUGCUCUUCUUCAAGGACUCCACAUCGUCAAAACCCAGAAUAAGCCGCCUUGGGCAGCUAAAGCGAAUGGAUCCCCUUGGUGUACUUGCAUUCAUCCCCGCGAUCGUCUCCCUUCUAUUGUGCCUGCAAUGGGGCGGCACCAAAUAUAGCUGGAGCAAUGCUCGAAUAAUUGCCCUAUUCGUUCUGUUUGGCGUAUUCGGGUCUGCAUGGUGUCUUAUCCAGGUCUGGAAGCAGGACGACGCUACAGUUCCGCCUCGUUUACUCAAGAAUCGAAAUGUGCUUGGGGCAGUGAUUCACGCUACAUUCCUAGGUGGCUCCUUUUUCGUCUUUGGAUACUAUCUCCCUAUCUGGUUUCAAGCAGUCAAGGAAGAUUCUGCAUCAGAAUCUGGAAUCAACAAUCUUCCGAUGGUGGUGGCUAUGAUUGUAUUCUCUGCUUUAGGAGGACUGCUGGUGAAUAUCGUUGGAUACUAUACGCCACUCAUGUUCGUUGGAAGCGCAUUUCUCACGAUUGGCUCUGGACUGUGUACAACUUUUAAAGUGAACAGCGGACACCCGCAGUGGAUUGGAUACCAAGUCAUUCUUGGAAUUGGAGCAGGACUUGGCUUUCAGCAAUGCAUCAACGCACUUCAGACUGUACUGCCAUUACGUGACAUACCGGUCGGAAUUGCCAUCAUCACAUUUGCACAGAGCCUCAGUGGCGCAAUGUUUAUUUCGAUUGCCCAAACCGUUUUUCAGAAUCGCCUUGUGGCAAGCAUAACGGCCUAUGCUCCCAAUAUCAGCACAGACGCAUUAACAAAAGCUGGGGCCGCAAAUCUGUCCCACCUCGUGCCCAAAGAUGUACUGUCCUCCGUUCUACACGCCUAUAACAUUGCCAUCAUCCAGACAUUCUACGUGUCUGUUGCUGCCGCACUGUUAUCUUUUAUUGGUGCUGGACUUGUUCAAUGGAAGUCCAUGAAAAGACGACAGAAAUAUGACGACGCAGCUCGAUCCAGUCAAUAG